This is a messenger RNA of Protomyces lactucae-debilis, 310 nucleotides long. RefSeq lists its product as uncharacterized. The record is from RefSeq and is a predicted model, not a curated record. Lineage: Eukaryota; Fungi; Ascomycota; Taphrinomycetes; Taphrinales; Protomycetaceae. Bases 48 to 305 code for a protein of 85 amino acids. The transcript has a single exon.
UCCGUCGUGCACCACCCGGUGUACGAUGAGACGCCGGGAUACUGCCAAUGACGGGUGUACCCAUCGGUGAAAGCCGUGACGCAGGUCUCGGCGACUCUGCAAGGCGAUUCAAUUGUGAGGCACGCGAGAAGGAGCGUGCACCACCGACGCCGUGCGUGGAGGACGGUGCAGGAGAGCUGGCGAGGAUGCCAUGGUUUUGGUGUUCGGAGGACGGCGGAACACGGCGGGUUGCUUGUGGUGAUUGGAUGGAAGGUGUGUCUGCAGAGCGAUUGACUUGGAUGGGAGAUGACAUGGGCCGCCGUUGAUGGCU